UGGUGCCGUGUAAAUAUGUCUAUUGGACCCGAAUGCGAGCAGUUCGAGACGAAACAAUGUUGGCGUUAUACGUGCUUCUUUGUGUCUUGGUAAACGCUAAUGUGGGAAGUGGAGCACGUAUACUUGGAAUAAUUCCUACACCUUCCUUCAGUCAUCAGAUCGUUUUUCAAGAGUUCUGGAAGGAGCUAUCGCUUCGAGGGCACAAAGUGACGACCAUGACGACCGAUCCACUCAAGGAUCCCAAGCUUACGAACCUGACCGAGAUCGAUUGGCAUUUCUCGUACGAAAUUUGGAACGAAGGUCUUCACGAGGCGAUCGAGGGUAGCAGUCAGAAUCCUUUUAAUCUAAUCAAAAUGGCCGUAUCGCGAUUGCAAAGGAUUAACCAUAAACAGCUGGAACACGCGCCAGUUCAGAAAUUGAUCAAGGACAGGAGCGUUCAGUUCGACUUGGUCAUCGUGGAGAAUCUCAUGCCGGCGAUGUUCGCGUUCGCCGAGAGGUUCAAGUGCCCGUUUAUUGGGAUAAACUCGUUCGAUCCGCCGUUCCACGUGUACCAAGCGUUGGGUAACCCGACGCAUCCCGUACUUUAUCCGGAUUCGAUACUGCCAUUUAAGUAUCCCUUAUCUUUGACAGAGCGGAUCAUAAGUGUGUUGUACACGUUGAUUAUACCACUCGUACCACUUUUUUUGGGAAAUCACGAUGACCAGCUAAUCGCGAAACACUUUGGAGAAGGGUAUCGCGAAAUCGGGGAAAUAUCCAAGGAUGUGACCAUGCUGUUUGUUAACACCGAUCCCAUUUUCCACCCAAUCAGACCUCUUGUUCCUACUGUUAUACAAGUGGGAGGGGGAGCUCAUAGGUCACCUCCUAAGCCUCUACCAAAGGAAUUGAAGCGAAUUCUUGAUGAAGCGACACGAGGAUUUGUGUACUUUAGCCUUGGAUCCAAUGUCAAAAGCAAGGAUCUCUCGAAUGAAACUCGCGAUGUAAUCAUAGAGACAUUCCGAGAGCUUCCGUAUACCGUGGUCUGGAAAUUUGAAGCGAGCGAUUUGCAGAACAAGCCCAGUAACGUGCACAUCCAAAAGUGGCUUCCGCAACAGGACGUCCUCAAGCACCCCAACAUCAAACUGUUCAUAACUCAAGGAGGAUUGCAGUCGACGGAUGAAGCGAUUUACGAUCACGUUCCAAUGGUCGGCUUGCCAUUCUUUGCAGAUCAGCACAGGAAUGUUGAGAAAAUGGCGGAGAUGGGAAUGGGUCUGUACGUAGAACCUAAGAAUUUACGAAAAGAAGAUCUUAAGGCUGCUAUCUCGGAAGUGAUAACAAACCCAAAGUACAAGAAGAGGAUCAUCGAGCUGGCCGCACUGGCUCAAGAUCAACCGAUGACGGGACUUGAAAAAGCAGUUUGGUGGACAGAAUACGUUAUACGUCACAAAGGGGCGAAACAUCUCAGGAGUCCUCUAUUGGAUAUACCGUGGUACCAAUACUUACUUCUGGAUGUAAUCGGCGUUUUGCUUUCAUUCUUCACGUUGCUAUUGUUUAUUUUAUAUCUUAUACUAAGACUGAUACUGAGAAUAGUGCGUGGGGUUGCAAAACUGUUCGCCAAAAAACCGAAAAAACAGAAAUCCCAAUGAGUUACUCACAUUCAAUGGUACCUAGUACACAUAUUUUGCCUUACGAUUACAAAUUGCGCAAUAGAACUUAAAAAUAUA
Photinus pyralis (common eastern firefly) is the source of this 1700-nucleotide messenger RNA. Its product is annotated as UDP-glucuronosyltransferase 2B17-like. The record is from RefSeq and is a predicted model, not a curated record. The transcript is spliced from 4 exons. Bases 33 to 1622 code for a protein of 529 amino acids. Gene Ontology annotation, molecular function: UDP-glycosyltransferase activity. Lineage: Eukaryota; Metazoa; Arthropoda; Insecta; Coleoptera; Lampyridae.